Molecule: messenger RNA, 2037 nt
Organism: Caenorhabditis briggsae
Lineage: Eukaryota; Metazoa; Nematoda; Chromadorea; Rhabditida; Rhabditidae
Biological process (GO): monoatomic cation transmembrane transport
Molecular function (GO): monoatomic cation channel activity
Source: RefSeq, a predicted model, not a curated record
AUGAAUCUGGAUGUUCCAUCGGGUCGUCGGAAGACCAUUAAGUUUCGGACCAGGAAUUUUUCCUUAGAAGAUGAAAGAUAUUGGAUCCAACCAUCACGAUGUACUUCCGUGGAUAUGUCAUCUCGAGAAAUCAUCAACAAACUGAACGAAAUGGAACAGGAAGUUUACGUCAGUAACAAGAUGAGGAAGCUGUUUUUGGAGCAACACGAACCGGUGAUUGCCGAAGCGUUCGACAAAAUUCAGAACACAUUCGACGACGAAUGCACCGCUCUUCUUGACCAAUGCUUUCACACGAGCGAACGAGACAGCCGAGCCGUUUUGGACACAAAUUAUCACUUAUUUAUCCAUACAGAUGGAUGUCCUUCUAGUGAAGAGAAUAUGGAAGUUAUGGCGUUGGCGUCUGCAGCCAAGGCUAAAAACUUCCUGUCUCAUCCUGCAUGUCAACGAGAAAUCGACUUCCGGUGGCAGCCCGGAUUUAAAUUAGGACAAAUGGCAUUCUGUCUGUUUUUCUUCUUCCCGCCGCUGUUUUUUCUUCGCGGACGACAACGGAUUAAAAAACGCGAAAUCAAGACGAUGAUGGUCAAAAUGGACCAUUCGGGACAGAUGACUUCGAUAACUUAUAGUAACUUUAUGAUCCGAGUCUACAAUUUCUAUACAUCCCCAAAUGCGAAAUACGUGAUUCACACACUUUUUCGUCUGAUUUAUGUGAUUUUCUAUGCUUAUGUAUUGAUGACAAUGACACGGAAAACAAUGGUGAUGAAUGAAUUAGAUGAGUUUUUGGAUGAGAUGGCAAUUAUUGUAUGGCAAUGUGCAUAUUUAACAGAAAUGGCUGUACUGGUUUAUCAGAGAGGUUUCUACAAUUGGGCUGAACGAAAUACUGCAGAUCUCUACCGUAACUAUCUUGUUGCUAUGACUAUGAUCGCAUGGUCUCUAGCUGUAAUUGCUCCGCCCACUUGGCCUAUCCGUGCCUUUGCCAUUAUUUCUGCCGAUCUUUUCUUCUAUUUCUCAUUUGUUUUUGCAACGUUACGUCUGAUGAAAAUUGCAAAUGUGGACGCGUUUUUUGGGUCAAUAGUGCUUAUGAUCAAGAAAAUGAUCCCUAUCAUGGUAAAAUUUAUGUUUGUUUUUAUGGUAUUCUGGUUUACCUAUGCUGUAUGCCAUAUCAGUUUGGCUGGACAUUUGAAGAGUACUCCAAAUAUAACAGAUGUCGUUUGGCCGUGGUUGAUUUUCAGCAGUGGGGCGUUUGAGAUUUUUGGAGAAGCUGAUGAAGAGGAUAAGUUGGACAAGUAUGAUACCAGUAUUCCUCUUCUGCUACAUGUUCUAGCGAAGAAAUACGAGGAUAUUGACAAAGUUUCACAUAUUUACUGGAAAUACAAAUUGUAUAGUCGGCUGAUUGAAUACGAAGAAAAACUAUGGAUCCCUGCGCCUUUAUCUCUUGUCUUCUACAUUUUGAAAUCGGUGUUUUUCUUUCUAUCGAAAAUUCCAAUUAUUGGGAUAGUGGCGAAUGUUUUUCUGAAAGUUUUACACUGUUUUGAAGGCAACAAUUAUGCGCAGGAUAGGAGAAAAAAUCGGAAAUACGAGGCAGUUAUGAACGGAUUAAUCACAAAUGCAAAUCGAUGGACUGGUCCGACGGACGAGGAGAAAAAAGCAGUGGAGUUGGUUAGGGAUCAGAUGAAAAUCAUGGGAAUCGAGUGCAAUCGGACAGAUGACACAUUCAAAUUCGCUAUUGCAAAACCUUCCAAUUAUCAUUUCACAUGCCCAAAACAUGACGGUUUUCAUAAUCCCAAAAUCAACAUAUCCCACAGUUUGAUGUGUCCGACGUAUUGCCAAGUGUGUAAGAAAGUUUUUAUUUGUUCAGGAGAGCCAUCGUUCUCAGGAAUUCGAUAUAUGGAAGAUGGUCGUAAAAAAGACCAAAUUUCUUUUCACUAUGGAACCAUGAUCCGUUAUGUGGAUCUGGAAAUCAAUUGGUUUAUCCUGGCCUGUUAUAUCUUUCUGUUCACUCUUUUUACAAACAUCAUUGCUUUUGUUUUCACAGAUUAA